Messenger RNA from Suillus discolor, 1388 nucleotides. RefSeq lists its product as uncharacterized. The transcript has 6 exons. The record is from RefSeq and is a predicted model, not a curated record. NCBI's taxonomy places the organism in Eukaryota, Fungi, Basidiomycota, Agaricomycetes, Boletales, Suillaceae. The coding region runs from base 272 to 1225 and encodes 317 amino acids.
CCGGUAAAUAACAAAACGCUUAGCAUCUUCUCGAUUACAUCACCCGGCUAGCUUGAUCCAAGAACAGCACUAGCGGAACCGUUUUACAUAAAUGCACACCGCUCAAAGUGGAGCAGGAACGCUUGGCAACUCCUUCGAGUUGGUUUAUGCCUCGGAAUCGGAUCAAAUGUGACCUACAUGCAUGGCCCAGGUUAAAUGUCAUUCCUAUGCCUAUUCCAACCCCACAUAACCCCACAUAAUUUGUAUCGUCACGACUCCACUGAGCACUAUAAUGACCGCACGACGAAUUCAUACAACUGGAGAAUUGGCAGUUCGAGCCAGCAGCAUUCAACUACCAGCUCGUUCCCAAACAGAAACGUCCGGUGCGCUCAAGCGACUGGGGCUUGGCGGACACUUAGACAUAGAGGAAGACGAGCGCGAGUUUGAUGUCAUUUUUCCUCCCAGAAAACGCACGCAGAAGGAGCAAGAUAAAGAAGACGAAGACGCUCGUAGGCGGGCAAUGAGAAACCUCGUGAACUCGUGGCAGGAGCGACUGCAGCUCAUCAGUGUAAUUACGACAUUCUUUGCAUCCAUAGAAGCAGGGAUGUUAGUACCAGUGAACACUGACCCGAAUGCAGUCCACGCCUUGCCAGGUCUCCUCAAAGCUGCGAAUGCAGGAUUUUUGGGUGCAUUGAUCAUGCACGUUUACGCAGCUGUCCUGUCAUUCCUUGCAGCCUUCCUUUUGAUCCGAUAUAAACUGAAAGAAGCCUCAAAUGAGGAGUUAUUCGCAGAAGGCAGAGCCAAGGGAUUUCAGAUUACGGCAUCUCCAGUGAAUGGUGCAUUCCACGUCGAAGACGUCGAGAGAGACGCCCAAAAUAAUGAGACCGGGAAAUUCGACCCGGAGAACCCGCCACAGAAAGGCAUGCCAGAGAACACAGACACCAAAUACGACCCCCGAGCGCUGCCGCGGAUGGGAUCAACACCUGCGGAACCUCCUAUAUUUGCCAGGGACCCACAUCUGGAGCAGGUUGGCUUUUGGAAUCUUACGAUUUCAUCGCAUCUGCUGAGCCGUGUGCACACCCUGUGCAUUCUCUUCGCUGGGAUUGGGUUUGUACUCGCAAUCAUGGGUAUCCUGACUUAUGCGUGGGCGCUGCAACCAAAGGAGGUCAGCAUUUUUGUGACUGUGAGCUUCGGGGCCGCUGUCCUUGCGAUGGGGGUACUUUUGCUACCUGAUCCGAGUCCCUAAGAGUCAAGCUCAUCACUGUUCAUUUCAUUUCUUGAACUCUGCUUCCCUGAGAAAUUUAUACUUCUGCAUUUGUCAUACCCAUAAUCCUCAUACUUAGUCUUCUAGUUGCACAUGUACAUGCUACCAACUUCAAAUAUCUUGCAAUAAGGUUUUUUCAAGAAAC